AUGUCUGACAAUACCGUUUCUACUGAAGUAGCUAAUCUGAGGAACACAAACAGGACCGAGGAUUCGGACGAAGAGGAAAGAAAUGCAGCUUUCCCUUUUGAAUCCGAAGAGCAGCGAACAGUAUUCAGCGAUCCGCUCAACUAUAACGUGAAGCAUCCGCUAUUCAAUUCAUGGACCUUGUGGUUCGAUAACCCUGGCAAGAAAACAAAUGCGGCGAGUUGGUCGGCAACGUUAAAAGAAUUGAUUACUUUUGAUUCGGUGGAAGAGUUCUGGGGUGUAUAUAAUAAUAUUGUCAAAGCGAGUGAUUUAUCCUCGGGAUCCAAUUAUCAUUUAUUCAAACGAGGAAUAAAACCAAUGUGGGAGGAUCCUGUAAACGAGCACGGUGGUAAAUGGCUUGUUCAAUUUUCUCGUCACAAGACCGGGGAAGAUAUUAAUACGCUCUGGCUAUAUACGAUGCUCGCGUGUAUCGGUGAAGCGUUUGAUCACGCGGACGAAAUAUGUGGGGCUGUAGUUUCCGUCCGUAAAAUUUUCUUUAGAAUUUCAUUAUGGAUGCGGUCUUCAAAUAACAGAGAGAUUUCAGAAACAGUGGGUCGACAAUUGAAGGGCACGUUAAAUUUACCACCCAGUCUGACUCUUGAAUUCCAUUCGCAUGCGGAUGCUACAAAGAAUGGAAGCCAUUCAAAGGAUCGAUGGGUUGUAUAA
Paraglomus brasilianum is the source of this 702-nucleotide messenger RNA. The record is from the annotation of a GenBank genome assembly. NCBI's taxonomy places the organism in Eukaryota, Fungi, Glomeromycota, Glomeromycetes, Paraglomerales, Paraglomeraceae.